AUGUCGUUUUCAACCCCAUAUACACGCUCUCACCCAUAUUCUAUCUUCACCCACUCGGUGGGCGCGAACCUCGCCGGGCAUUCUCUGCUCUCCAAGAUCCGCGCCAUCGCUCAAGCUGGCUUCGACGGCAUCGAGCUGUUUCAGGACGAUCUCGAUGCAUUUGCUGCGUCAUACGAAUUUUCGGCCAUCCAGAAGCGCGGUGAAGCCAUCACCUCUUCUGAGCCUUCCUUUUCGCUCCUUUCGACCCUCACACCACCUGAUUCGCCUUUGAACCUGGACAGGCGCUUCAGCGAUUCCUCCGCCGCCAGCAGCUCGUCGUCCAAGAGCACCAGCGCUACGUCGUACACAGCUGAUCCUGCGCCCUCGAGCAAGCCCUUUGCCGUUUGCCGUCUCGACGACGAUCUGCUGGUACGCAAUGACAAGGGCGAGCUGGUCAUCGGCCUGGACGGGCUGCCCAUGACGUACAAUGCAUGGGGUACAUGCACUGCGACAGCGUACAGGCAGGAACUAGCUGCCGCCUCAUACAUUGCUUCGUAUUGCGACUCGCUCGGCCUGCGUAUCUACAGCUUGCAGCCCUUGCGCGAUUUCGAGGGUUGGGCCAAGGCAGAGGAUCAGUUGCUGGCGCUGCGUCGCGCACGCUCUCGUUUCGAGGUGAUGCGCAUUCUUGGUGCUGACUUGCUCCUCAUUUGCUCCAACAACCAACAUGCUCCUACUACGGUAGGCGAUGUUGAGAGGAUUGGAAGCGACCUGGCUCAACUCGGUCAGUUCGCCGAGCACUUUGGACCCGUCUUCGCUCCUCAUGCUGACCACUCGAACGGAACGGUUGAGCGUCAAGCCAUUCCGAUCAAGAUCGGGUACGAGGCGCUGUCGUGGGGUGCACACGUCGACGUGUGGGCAAGAGCAUGGCAAGCUGUGCAGCAUGCUGAUCGCGACAAUGUCGGCCUUAUCCUCGACUCGUUCAACACGCUCGGCCGGGAGUAUGCUGAUCCCUGCACCAAGACCGGUAUCACCGAGGCGCACGCAGAUCCAUAUGCGGCAGUCCUGGAAUCGAUCAAUGACCUGGCCAAAGUGCCGGCUGACAAGAUCUUCUUCCUUCAGAUCGGCGACGCACGCAGGUUGCCAGAGCCGCUCAAGCCUUCGCCGAACGCAGAAGAACCCAGACCGUCGAGGAUGAUCUGGUCCCGAGGUAACCGCCUGUUCCCCUGCGAGUACGAGCGGGGUGCCUUCAUGCCGACGACCGAGUUUGUCCAAGCUGCGGUUAGGCACGCCGGCUACAAAGGUCCUUGGAGUAUCGAGGUGUUCAACAGCAGUCUGACCGAAGAAGGCGAACAAGUGCCGCUUGAACACGCAAUGCGAGCGAGGGCUGGUCUCGAUCGUCUCGUAGAGGAGGUGCACAAGUGA
Messenger RNA from Sporisorium graminicola, 1401 nucleotides. RefSeq lists its product as uncharacterized. The transcript has a single exon. Lineage: Eukaryota; Fungi; Basidiomycota; Ustilaginomycetes; Ustilaginales; Ustilaginaceae. The coding region runs from base 1 to 1401 and encodes 466 amino acids. The record is from RefSeq and is a predicted model, not a curated record.